CUGCUUACUUGCCUCGAACCUGCCAUUAGUUCACACGACAUGAAACUCUGGUAUUCCUCGACCAAUCCUACUGCAACUUCCCAUGUUCUGCCUUCGGGGUUCAGCAACAACUUCCGAUUUAAAUUGAUAGAUUUAAUAAGGAACCGAGCCUCCUCAACCUGCCCCAGUACAGCUGUUAUCUCGAUCCACCAUGUCAUCUUCCAAUAUCUUACGCCGCGCAUCAUAUUCCCUCAAGCCAACAUCAAUGAUUCAUCGAACACCUUGGAGGCCUCCUGUCGCCAAGUCUGCCCAGGGAAUCUAUAUUGAACUCGAAGAUGGACGCCAGGUCAUAGAUGCUGUUGGAGGUGCUUCUGUGGCGUGCAUUGGAAUGAGCCAUCCUGCGGUACGACAAGCCAUCAAGGAUCAAGUCGAACGCCUUCCUUAUGUGUACAGCAUGCAACUUUCGAACCAGCCGGCGGAGGAACUAGCUGAUCUCUUGACUGAAAGCGGGAAUGGCGCGUUUGAGCUGGUUGGACUCGUCUCCGGAGGAUCGGAGGCUAUGGAGGGUGUUAUUAAGACGGCCAGACAGUACUAUCAUGAAAGAGAUCAGCCUCAACGAAAGAACUUCAUAUCAAGGAAGCUGUCUUACCACGGGAAUACCGUGGCUACCCUUUCACUUUCGUAUCAUCCCGGGCGGAGAGCCCCAUAUGAAGCUAUACUAAAUCACGACAACUUCCAUCAUGUCUCUCCUGCGUAUGCCCAACGUUUCCAGAGAUCCGAUGAAACGGAGGAACAGUAUGUCGAACGAUUGAAGAAGGAAUUGGAGGACAAAUUCAUUGAAUUGGGACCUAACACCAUCAUCGGAUUCGUUGCGGAGACAGUAGUGGGUGCCACUACUGGUGCCGUUCCUGCCCCAAAAGGCUACUUCAAAGCCAUGAAAGAGGUUUGUCACAAAUACGGUGCCCUAUUCAUUCUUGAUGAAGUUAUGAGUGGGAUGGGACGAAUGGGUACAAUGCAUGCUUGGGAAUCGUUUGGUGACGGUGAAGCCCCUGACAUCCAAGCCGUAGCAAAAGGACUUGGUGGCGGAUACGCAUCCAUCGGCGCUGUCUUAAUAUCCAAAGAAGUGGCUCAAGGCAUCCGGAGCAAGUCUGGUUUCUGGAAACACGGACACACUUACCAAUCGAGCCCACUUGCGUGUGCGGCCUCCAUUGCGGUGCAGAAGGUGAUCGCAGCCGAAAACCUCCUUGAAAAUUGUCGCAAUCAAGGCGCCUACCUUGCAAGCCUACUGAGGAGCCGCCUACAAGGAGAAAACUCUAUGGCGUCGCCAUACACAUUUGACAUACGAGGGGGGGGUUUGUUUUGGGGUAUUGAGUUCGAUUUCGACACACCCGAAGCUGCCGGAAUCGACCUAAAAGGUGAAGGUUUCGCAAUGUUAGUGCAGGCCCGAGCGCUGGAAAAAGGUUUGGUUAUUAUGGGUUUUACGGGCGGUUCCAAUCUGGAAGGUGAUAAGGGAAGCCACAUCCUACUUUCUCCUGCCUAUAAUGUGACCAAGGAGGAGAUUGAGAAGAUUGUCGAUGUGUUGGUUGAGACAAUAGAGGAGGUUCUCGUACAGCACAGAACCUAA
Molecule: messenger RNA, 1603 nt
Organism: Marasmius oreades (fairy-ring Marasmius)
Lineage: Eukaryota; Fungi; Basidiomycota; Agaricomycetes; Agaricales; Marasmiaceae
Exons: 11
Coding region: 191-1603 (470 amino acids)
Cellular component (GO): cytosol
Molecular function (GO): transaminase activity; pyridoxal phosphate binding
Source: RefSeq, a predicted model, not a curated record